This is a messenger RNA of Trichoderma harzianum CBS 226.95, 1836 nucleotides long. RefSeq lists its product as hypothetical. Gene Ontology annotation, biological process: SNARE complex assembly. Lineage: Eukaryota; Fungi; Ascomycota; Sordariomycetes; Hypocreales; Hypocreaceae. The coding region runs from base 1 to 1836 and encodes 611 amino acids. The transcript has 3 exons. The record is from RefSeq and is a predicted model, not a curated record. Gene Ontology annotation, molecular function: SNARE binding. Gene Ontology annotation, cellular component: lytic vacuole; endosome; phosphatidylinositol 3-kinase complex, class III, type II.
AUGUCCUCGCUUUCCGAACCUCGCCGGCCGCGUCUGUUACCGCAGAACCGCAAGCUCCGUCACCUCAAGGGCCUCUCGCUGCGGAAUCUGUCGUUUGCCCCCGUGCAGCUGCGCACCUCGGACGAUGUCGCCCUGAUUAGGAGCCCCAACAAGCUGGGCGCGCUCAAGGAGGCCGGGCAGCUGCAUGGCUCGCGGUCGUCGGACAACUUGCGACACGAGGCGCGGCCCGAACGGUCCAGGUCGCAGCCGCCCCGGAGGACGAGCCUCAGCACCGUCAGCCUCAGCCCGGCCCAGAGGCAGAAGCGGCUCAAGGAGCUGCUGGACGACACUCUCGGAGACGUCUUCUUCUCGCUGCACGUGGCCGGCAUCGACGAGCCCGUCUACGUCAGCGAAGUGCGCGAGAGAUCGGCGAAUUUCAACUUCCAAUUCUUCGAUCUCGUAUCCCGGGGAGGCGAUGUCUCCAGAUCGUGCCGUAUCGUCAUCCGAGUAUGGGCUAGGCGGCUGAAGCAGACGACAUGGACUUUUCUGCUGGAGGAGCUGGUUGAUCUCAGGAACCUCAACUUCAUUGGCACGCUGUUGGACCGCCAAUACCCCCCGAAUGCGCUCAUAUUCCACCUCGAAGACGGCGUCUACUCUUUUGACUUUCCAACGAGACAAUCCGAGCCGAGAAACGCACCCCCCGUUGCAACCUCGUCAUAUAAUGCAUUGAUGAAGUUGGCCAACCUCGAGAGCUCCAUUGAAGACGCCAUCCAGACUCAGCAACGAAUUAUGGAACAGAUUAACGAGAUUCUAAACAGCUCUACUACCGAUCCGCCGGAUGUCGCCGAGCAAGAGGUUGCUCUAGCCCAAAAGUAUGUCACCAUGCAGCAGCGCACAAAUAAACUUACACUGGCGAGAAGAGACGAAUUACAAGAGUCGUUGCGUAAGCGGAGUGCUGCCAUUGCUACGGGCAGGGAGCUCCAGGAAAAGGUAGAUGAAGAUAUUAGAAACAACCGCGAGACGCUGGUGGCCUCCAAGCAGCUACUGGAACAGACGCAGCAGCAAAUCCGGGGUCAGCGUCGCCGCAUCUGCUCCGAGCUGGCCGACAUCUUCCCGAUUACACCCAUACCCAAUGCGCCGCCGCUUUCUUUCCAGAUCUGUGACGUGCCGCUACCAAACUCGAUAUACGACGCCGCCACUGCCAGGACCCUCAACGAAGAUGUUCUCUCAGCCGGGCUGGGGCUGGUUGCGCUAGUCACGCGCCAUUUGCAGCUUUACUUGGGUCAUGCGCUGCCUUAUCCGUUGUAUCAUUAUGGCUCUCGCUCCUACGCAAAGGACGACAUCUCUCUCCUCUCGGACAAGAGCGGCUCUCGUAGAGAAUUUCCUCUCUAUCUUCCAAGGGGAGGAUCAACCGCCCUGCAGUGGCGCUUCGAAUACGCCUGGUUUCUCCUCAACAAGGACAUUGAAACUCUAUGCACCUCCCAGGGCCUCAAAGUGGUCGACAUUCGACAAACGCUUCCAAAUCUUAAGUACCUUUUGUACGUCUGCAGCGCCGGCUCGGAAGAGGUUCCUGCGCGGAAAAAGGGCGGCGUCAGGGGCCUUUGGGCAGGGAGGCUUAAGGGGAGGCUCUCGGCUGUGCCGUCGCUGAUGGAUGGGGAGAGCAGUAGUGCUGCGGGCAGUAGGCGUGGGAGCUCGGAUAGUGACCUUACGACCCAGCAUGCUGAUGCUCUGAGAAACGCCAUUGCGAAGAGUAAUAGUGCGCAUGGCAACGGCAACGACUUGGGCUUGCCGUUUGCUUCUGGCGACGCUAAGUUUACACUGAGGACGAAGGGCCUACGAGAGAAUAUUGCGGGUUGA